AGACGUCCAGCUUACCACGAUAAAUGCAAUCCCGAAUAGCACACACUGAGCACGUGUUCUUCAAUAUCUAACUCUACUCUACUCCACAGAUAUUUUUUAACCCUGCCAUCUCUUUGCCGACGAAAGCACGUGCAUUGCAGUGUUAUAAUAAUCUUGACCGAAUUUACUCGGGUUAAAAACUUUAACUAGUAAUUACUUUUUAUGCAAUGGCUACCGACGACCAGAACCAAAUAAGACUGAAGUUAAACAAAGGCUCCAUUCCUGCUUUGGGAUUCGGAACGUAUGCCCCAGGAGAGAGUGAAGAUGAUGUUUACAAAGCUGUUCAGGUGGCCAUCAAGGCAGGGUAUCGCCAUUUAGACUGUGCAGCAAUCUACAGGAAUGAGAGAGCAGUCGGCCAAGCCAUAAAGAAGACCAUUGUGGAGGAUAAAGUUACAAGGGAGGACCUGUUUAUUGUUAGCAAGCUGUGGAACACUUGUCACAAACCGGAUUUAGUGAGAGCCAGUCUGAAGAAGAGUCUUGAAGACCUGGGACUUCAGUACCUAGACUUGUAUCUGAUUCACUGGCCAAUAGGUUUAAAGGAAGGAGGGGACUUUAUUCCUAAAGAUGAAAAAGGCAAUGUUUUAUUUUCCGACGUUGACUUUGUUGACACUUGGCAGGCAAUGGAGGACUGUGUUGAUGAAGGACUAGUGAAAUAUAUUGGUUUAUCCAACUUUAAUAGUGAACAAAUUCAGAGAAUUCUGGAUGUAGCAAGAAUAAAACCCGUGAUAAAUCAGGUUGAAUGCCAUAUUUACCUUAGUCAAGAAAAACUGAUUGAAUUCUGCAAAUCUAAAGGAAUCAUAGUUACUGCUUAUUCUCCAUUUGCUAGUCCUGGGCACAAGAAGAUGCCUUACACACCUUGCAUGGAGGAGCCAACCAUUGUCGAGAUUGCUAAAAGCAAAGGAAAAAAACCGUCACAGGUCAUCAUUAGAUUUUUGCUGCAGAGGGGCCUCGUGGUGAUUCCUAAAUCAGUCAGUCCAAACAAAAUUAUUGAAAACUUCCAGGUAUUUGAUUUUGAGUUGAGUGAUGAUGAAAUGAAGAAGAUUCUGGCUUUAAACAAAAAUCACAGAACUAAUACAGAGGACAUAGCCUUGACACACAAAUACUAUCCAUUCAGCAUUGAAUUCUGAAGUUGUCCACUACCAAGGAUAUUCCCUACCAGGUUCUAUGCAAAAUAAUCAACCCUAGCAGGUCCAUAAUUUAUAGAUUCAAAAUCAGUUCACACGCAGCAGUGUAAAGACAAAUCUUUGGUCCACUUCCUUCCAAUCAUUUUGAAUCUUUAAUGUGAUAUUAAUAUUACUCAAUCCGAUUUUCCCAGUCUGUUUGUUUGCUUUUUUGAGUCAUCACUUUUGGCUAAGUAUGUGUGUCCUUUAUUUACUGUUCGUAAGAGAGAAAUUCAUAGUUUCACAUCUCUGACAGCUGAGAAUUAUUUUCAUUAUUAAUGUGUACAAUAUGACAAAAUAUAUUUUCUUUGUGAUUGUUUGUCUAUUUAAGAAUAUUGGUUUCCAUACAUUUUGAAUGUAAAUGGUCUUGUUGUUUUCAUUCAUGAAGCCCCAAUAUUAACAUAUGCAUUUUGACAAUUUUACACUAUUUUGGAAAUGUUUUUAACACUUGAAUCAGGCUAUUAGAUGAAUUUUAAUUGACUUCAGUUUAUUGGUAAAUUAUGGCCUUGGUCAGAGGUUGUGAAAGAGGAGGUUGAGAGUUUUCUAAUAUCAGCAUUGACUUUGUUUUAAACAACAGCAAAAGAUGUACCGGUAAACACAUUUCUAAAGAUCAACCAGAAGAGCACAUAUAUAACAUUAAAAGAAACAGAGAUCUUUAACUUAAUGAUGCAUAGUGUGUCAUUGACAAAUGGCAUUAGCAAUACUUUUCUGUAUUGAAAGUAACAGUAUUAAUAGGUUAGUAUAUAAUACUAUGUGCUGUUAUAAAGUGUAUUGGUUUCAUCAUCUAUACACGUCUUGUAUUCUUUAUGAAGUUAUUUGUGAAGUUCAAUAUAUCAAAUAUAUUGAAUUGUACAUGUCAAUUUACAUGGAAAUCUGUAGGAAGAUUAAAAAAAAAAAGGUAAACUGAACUUCUGUUUCGGAAACAACUUGUUUUAACCACAUGUUUAGUUGCUACUAUAAAUUUUAAUUUUACUAUGAUUGUAUAUUGUGCCAUAUAUUGUUGAUUAUUCCUUUUUAAAACCAGCAACACAACGAUAUAUUUAUGAUCUGCAAGAUAAAAUACUAGCAGUUCAUUGAAUUUUAAUUUUGUUGUGAAAUGGACCUAUUUCCCAUGUUUCUGGACUUGACAUGGCCAUUCACUAUUUUAUGCCUUAUUCAUGCAUUUGUAAACUGUGAUGGCGUUGAUACAGUUACAUCCACAUAUAACAAUCCCAAAAUAAAGUUGAUAAAAAUUACAAACUAUACAGGUAUCUGCCCAAAAAGAAUAUUUUAGAAACUGCAGUACCUAUGCAUAUUUCAUUAUGUGCGUUUUGAGCAAUCAAAGAUGACAAUUGACAUAGGAAACUUGUUUUAUUUAAAAACCAUCGGCCAGAAACACCAUAUGUACAUGUAUUUGUUAGCGGCUGUUAAUAAAAAGCACUGGUGCUUGCGCAUGUAUUUUUUGAUUUUUUUUUAUCAACAUAUGAAGAAUGCGUAUACACGUAUCUGUUGAAUAAAAGAAAAAUAUAUAUAA
Messenger RNA from Magallana angulata, 2712 nucleotides. RefSeq names its product 1,5-anhydro-D-fructose reductase-like. The record is from RefSeq and is a predicted model, not a curated record. Lineage: Eukaryota; Metazoa; Mollusca; Bivalvia; Ostreida; Ostreidae. The transcript has 10 exons. Gene Ontology annotation, cellular component: cytosol. Gene Ontology annotation, molecular function: aldose reductase (NADPH) activity. Bases 207 to 1166 code for a protein of 319 amino acids.